Messenger RNA from Exophiala oligosperma, 1368 nucleotides. RefSeq lists its product as uncharacterized. The coding region runs from base 1 to 1368 and encodes 455 amino acids. Gene Ontology annotation, biological process: regulation of DNA-templated transcription; DNA-templated transcription. NCBI's taxonomy places the organism in Eukaryota, Fungi, Ascomycota, Eurotiomycetes, Chaetothyriales, Herpotrichiellaceae. The record is from RefSeq and is a predicted model, not a curated record. The transcript has 2 exons. Gene Ontology annotation, molecular function: DNA binding; DNA-binding transcription factor activity, RNA polymerase II-specific; zinc ion binding.
AUGCCUGAAGCUGUGUGUUAUCUUGGAGGUCUGGAGCUGACACAUUCGCCAUUUAAGUGCGAUGGAAACCAUCCGACUUGCGGACGCUGCGCUGGAUAUGGAUAUGACUGUAGCUGGAACGAGGGUAGGCUUCGAAAGUCUGCUUCCGACGGCAAUGGAGCGAAUCUGAAUUGGCUCUUCAUGGAGACCGACGGCCGAAAAAUAAGAGAUGCAAUUGCCACUUACGAGAACUUAAUUGGAUGCCUCCGCAAAAACCUUUCUCGGGAUGAGUGCAAGGUUGUCGACUUGCGACUUGCAUCAAUUCAGCUUCCAGACCACUUAACAAAGCAGAUCGGACAUGAUACUACGAGUAUCUCACCGUCGCCAGAGCAGGAUGUGGCGGACGAUCAUCAUCCCACCACCUUUCGACGGUACUUGGGUGAGGCCAGUGACAUUCGCUUCUUCCAUGCCGUGGAAUCGGCCUUUUGCCAGCAAAGCGAGUCAGGUCAGCAAGAAGAUGACCCCGAAGCGCGAGUCGAGAGCUACGAACAAGAUGGUCCUCGCCAGCAGUUCUUGGAACAGAGCCAAGGCCCCUUGCCGCCCCGGGCUAGCGCGGACAAUUUUGUCGACAUAUACUUCUCAACAAUUCACAUUGCUUAUCCCUUCGUCUCGGAACCGGAUUUUAGGCAAACAUAUGAAUCGUUUUGGCGAUCGGACUCGUUGGAAGGCUUCCGUGGGCCCUGGCUAUCUUUGCUGGUAACCAUUUUCGCCAUCGGUUCGUGCUAUGUGGGGAUCGCUGAAGCCGAAGGAAGAACUUCCAAUCCGCAGACGUCGCGUCAGCACCAACGUCAUUUCGAUCGCGCGAUAGCUAUUGCACAGAACUAUAGCUCGAACCACACGGUUGAUCAUAUUUCUGCUUUGCUCGCUCAAUGUUUCUAUCUCCUGGCCACUUGCCAGACCGACCGAUGUUGGACAACACUAGGUUCGGCUGUUCGAAUUGCCCAAAGUAUCGGUCUCCAUGUUGAAGAUGCCCAUCGCACGGGCGUUGGAAAUACCCUGCCUUCACCAGAAAUGUGUCGUCGAGUUUGGUACUCCAUAUUUGUGCUGGAUCGCCUCCUAGCAUUGCAAUUGGGACGUCCACCGGCUAUCAGCGAGGCAGGUUUCGAUGUUCAACUUCCAUCUCAACAGUCGGAUGUCGACUUGGCGAAUUCGACCGGUCACUAUGGCAUGCACGAGACAGACUGGGUAGGAGACUAUUUUAUUGCAAUGAUCAAGUUCUCGGAAAUAAUUGGAAGAGUCUUCGAGAGUCUGUACGGACCAAGAGGAGCUGACGACCCCGCUUUGAUCCUAUCACACAUCGAUCAUUUAGAUAACGAAUUGUCACGAUGA